CUGUUAUUACUAUCGUUUGUUUACGUGAACAAAAUUCUAAUUCCUUUGAACUAGUUCGUUCCGGCACCACCCAACUCUGGUGGACAAUUAGUUAUAAACUUCGCGCUUUGGGAGGCAGAUGAAUGGAUAUUUUCUGCAAAACUUUCUAUUUAAAUCGUAAAUUUUUUUAACUAGGAUCUUAAAAAUACAUUUUUAAAACAUUUCAAAUAUGCCUUUGGAACUCCGAUAAAUAAAGAAAAACCAAAAAGGAACUUCAUUUCGUGUUGUCUAUGCAGUGUCCUGUGAGAGGUAGAGUUUCAUACGACUGAUACUAUUUAUAGAUCAAAAGGAUACCUUAAAAUUUCAACAGCAUCCUUAUUGAAGUAAGAAGAUGCAUCGUUACAAAGUCCAUGCAAUGGUGGGAGAGGGCUCCUUUGGCCAUGUUUACAAAGCGCUGCGCAAGGACGACAAUCAAAUUGUGGCCAUUAAGGUUAUAUCAAAGAGAGGUCGCACCAGCCGUGAUUUGAAAACCCUGAGACGUGAAUGCGAAAUCCAGGCCCAUCUGAAACAUCCCAAUGUCAUUGAGAUGUUGGAAUCGUUUGAAACCAAACAUGAUUUGAUUGUGGUCACUGAAUUUGCCACCAUUGAUUUACAUCGUUAUAUGGAACGUAAUGGUUAUUUGCGUGAAGAUAAAGGACAACGUUUAAUCUGUGAUUUGGUAUCGGCCCUUUAUUACCUGCAUUCAAAUCGUAUACUGCAUCGUGAUUUGAAACCACAAAAUGUUUUGCUUGAUGAGGAACUGCGAGCAAAGUUAUGUGAUUUUGGUUUAGCCCGUAAUAUGACUAUGAGUACACAUAUGUUGACAUCCAUAAAGGGUACACCAUUGUAUAUGGCUCCCGAAUUGCUCGAAGAGAAACCGUAUGAUCAUCAAGCGGAUAUAUGGUCUUUAGGAUGCAUUUCAUAUGAAUGUCUGGUGGGUCAUCCACCAUUUAGUACAACAUCAAUUCUCCACUUGAUAAAAAUCAUUAAAAAGAAUGAGGUAUCCUAUCCAGGAUAUUUGAGCCGAGACAGUCGUUCAUUUUUACAGGCCCUUUUGGAAAAGGAACCAACAAUGCGUGCCAGUUGGGCCCAUAUUCUAUGUCAUCCCUUUGUUGAGGGUAAACUGUAUAUUAAGGCUGGUGUUAAAUCGGAGAACUCACCUUUUGUAAAUCCACAAAGUGGGAAAGCUAAACUAACCAAGUCCAGCAGCCAAACGAAGGAAAACAAUCUCAACAUUUCCAAAGUGACUCAUAAAUUAUGUUCCACAAAAUUGGAUGAAUCUCAAGACAAUAUGACUUGUUCACGUGACAGUAUUAAUGCCAUACCGCCCAGUGAUGUGGAGGUACUUGAAACAGAUGUUGAAGAUAAUAUAAUUGUACCAUUUGCCAAUGAAUCAUUUCAAGCGGAUAAAUUGAUGUCUAAGAAUUUGGUAAAUGAAAAAUCAAUACCACGACCAAAUGUUUUAGGUGGAGAUAUGUUUCAAAUACCAGGAGUACAUAUGCCAAUAAUAAACUCGCAAACUUGUUUUGUUAAUGGCAAUAACAAUAUGAUCCUAAAUAAUUUAGAAGAUAAUUUUACUCUAAACAAUACAUUGAUGAAUGAUGAGUUAAAUAAUGGAUAUAAUGACAAUAGUAAUAUGGUUAUCAAUACGCUGCAAGAAAAUUUAGAUGCAAAUGAUGCGGACAAUUUUAGCAAUGAUAAUUACAAUAGCAGCGUACAGGAAGCAAAUAAUACAACAUUGAAAAUUGCUCAAACAAAUGAUGGACAACAUUUGGAAAAUCAUUGUUUUAGAGAAAAUACACAUCGCAUAAACAAUGACGGUUCAUCGGAGUUAUCAAAUGAAAAGGGAUUACGACAAGAAUCCACCGAAAAGCUGAAACGUUCUAAACGAGGUGAUCAAGAGAAUUCCCAGGAUAAUGAACAUAAAUCGAAUUCGGUUAAGACAUCCAUUCAAUCGUUGGAAGGAAAACAUAAUACACAAAAUUCUCCACCCUGCCUAAUGCCCGGUUGGGAUUCAUGUGAUGAAUCUCAAAGUCCACCCAUGGAAAGUGAUGAGUGGUUGGCAUUUUUACAGCGCACAAUACGGGAAGUUUUGUAUGGUGAAUUGGAUUCAUUGAGACAAAAGAACUUGGUCAGUAUUAUUGUGGCUCCAUUGCGCAAUACCAAAGCCAUACCGAAAGUAAUCGAAAGCGUGGCUCAAUUGUUGUCUUUGCCGUUCGUUCUAAACGAGCCACUCAGUAUUAUGGAGUCCAUCAAUAAGGUUUACAUUGACUGCAAGAUUGUUCCUAAUUUAAUGUAUGCCUCAAAAUUACUUAUCUACGAACGUUUGGCCAAUGACUCGCUCACAUCCUCGCCACCACGACAAAUACGCACUGUGGAUUGUAUGCGUGAAGAAGAAAUCAAAUGUAUUUCCCGUCUCUAUGAAUUGGUCUGCCAUUUGGUGCAUCUUAAUCUACAAUUUCUAAAUCAAUUUUGUGAUGCUGUGGCCAUUUUGUCGGCAAAUGAAUUCCUCAUAAAUUUCCUAAAUCAAGACUUUAAAAAUACCCAUGCUUUACGUAUUGCCAAUAACAUAUUGGCUUUGUUAUGUUGUGUGCUACGCGAAUUGCCGGAAAAUGCAGAAUUGGUAGAGAAAAUAAUAUUUUCACCGAAGGUGGAUCUAGGUCGUUUAAUGCAGAGCAAUAAUGAUUUGUUACGUUUAAGAAUUUGUAUGUUAUUACGUUUAUUGGGUAGAUAUAGUUUAAGAGCUCUCCAGGCGGCAUGGUCACCGGAAGUGCGGGAAGCCAUUGAGCAGUUAAGUGAAGAUAAUAAUGAGAAUGUUAAAGUGGAGGCUGGAAACACCAUGGAGGAAAUGUUCUUACCUGUCCGCCGGUUCUUCGUCCAACACUGGACCAACAUCCAGAGUAAUUGCCUUUAAAAACAAUCCAAUUUUUAUCUCCUUUUUCGUAUGGACGAAAACGUAUGCAAGUUUUGUCGUGAUACUCUUUAAGAGCUUUGAGAAUGGUCA
Molecule: messenger RNA, 3022 nt
Organism: Musca domestica (house fly)
Lineage: Eukaryota; Metazoa; Arthropoda; Insecta; Diptera; Muscidae
Gene: fu
Product: serine/threonine-protein kinase fused
Exons: 9
Coding region: 371-2932 (853 amino acids)
Biological process (GO): protein phosphorylation
Cellular component (GO): cytoplasm
Molecular function (GO): ATP binding; protein kinase activity
Source: RefSeq, a predicted model, not a curated record